Molecule: messenger RNA, 1305 nt
Organism: Spirodela intermedia
Lineage: Eukaryota; Viridiplantae; Streptophyta; Magnoliopsida; Alismatales; Araceae
Source: the annotation of a GenBank genome assembly
AUGAGAGCCCUCCUACUCAACCAGGACCCCCUCCGCUCCCUCCUCCUGCUCAUACUCCUCCACCACAACCAACCCUCCUUCGAACCAGACAGUUUCACCUUCACCAUCGCCCUCAAGGCCGCCGCCCGGCUCCCCUCGCCGGCGGUUCUCGGGGGGCAGCUCCACGGCCAGAUUCUCCGGCGAGGCCUCCACUCCACCGUCCACCUCCGCAACAAGCUCCUCCACCUCUACUGCGUCGCCGGCGACUUCGCCGCCGCCCGCAAGCUGUUCGACGAAACUCCCCACAAGGAUCCUGUUGCCUGCAACACCAUGCUCCGAGGCCUCGCCGGCGCCGGUGACGGAGCCUCCCUCCGCCGCCUGUUCCAGGAAAUCCCCUGCAAAGACGUCGUCUCCUGGAACACCAUGAUAAGCUUCCUCGUCGCCGCCGGCGACCACGCGGCGGCGCUGGAGACCUUCCGGGAGCUGCAACUCGCCGGCGGGGGAGUAAUCCCCGACAGGGUGACCCUCAUCGGCGUCCUCUCCGCGGUGGCCCACCUGGGGGCGCUGCCGCAGGGCCAAUGGGUCCACUGUUACAUCCUCCGCCGCCGCAUGGAGCUCGACGACCACCUCCUCUCCGCGCUCAUCACCAUGUACGCCAAAUCUGGCUGCCUGGAAGCCGCUUCCGCCACCUUCGAGGCGGCGGCGGCGCCGUCCCGCGGCGCCGACGUGUGGAACGCCAUGCUCGCUGGCCUCGUCGCCGGCGGGCGUGCCGCGGCGGCGCUGCAGCUCUUCUCCAGGAUGGAGGCCACCGGUGGCGUCGUCCCGCCCGACGCCGUCACCUUCGCCUGCGUGCUGAGCGCGUGCAGCCACGGGGGGCUGCUCCGCCAUGGCGCCGCCGUGUUCGAGAAGAUGGCCGCCGUGUACGGCGUGGAACCGGACCUCGGGCAUUACGGGUGCAUGGUGGAUAUGUACUGCCGAGCGGGGGAGUUGCAGAGGGCGGAGGAGAUCAUCGGAGAGAUGCCCAUGGAGCCGGACGCCACCGUGUGGAAGACGGUCGUCGGAGCGUGCCUCCGGCGGCGCCGGCGGCGGACGGGGAGGGCGAGCUUGGAGGUGGGGGAGAGGGCGGGGAGGAGGCUGCUGGAGCUCGCCAGAGAAGACGACCACGCCGCCUACGUGCUGGUGUCGAAUCUGUACGCCGCCGCCGGCCGGUGGCAGGAGGUGGCCGGAAUCCGGUGCGAGAUGAGGAAGAGGAAGGUGAAGAAGGUGCCCGGUUGCAGCUCCAUUGUGAUCGACGGCGCAGUGCACGAGUUCAUCGCCGGCGACUGA